CGCCGCGCGCUGCCGGCUCCUCGUGUCCUCUCGCGUCAGCGCUCGAGGCCAGCCGUGACUGUCAGCCGGACCUCCCCUCCGUCACCUGGGGGUGGGGGACUGAACAGAACACCUCCCCGUCCACACCGCUGCCUGGUUAGUGGUUCCUCUUGAAUCCUCCCCGUUUGCGUUGCAUUUCUACUGGGCUCGAUGGAUUCGUUCGAGAUGGCUGGUGCUUCUUCUUGAAGCCAGGCUGAGUUUGUGUAAAAAAAAUCUGAUUUUUAGGUCGGAUGCGCGCUGGAUUCCGGAGUCGAAUUGUGCUUGGAUGGUCUGGUUAGGACAUUCUUGGAUCGACGUAACUGGAAUUGUUGAGAGCCUGGAGCAUCGUUGCACAUUCUGGAGAUUCUCCACUCCCUGAUACAACUCCGUCCGUGUCAGCAAGAUGUCACGCCAAUCUGCUAUCUCGCUAGUGAGAGAUCGGGCGAAGGUGGGGGCGCUGAAGCGUCUUACUCUGAGCUCGUCGAAGAUGGCUGGAAGGAACUCAGCGGGGCGCAUCACCUCUUUCCACCGCGGCGGAGGGGCCAAGAGGUUGCAGAGGAAAGUCGAUGUCAAGCGGGGGACCUCCUCCAUGGGCAUUGUCGAACAGAUCGAGUAUGACCCGAAUCGCUCCUCUAGCAUUGCUCUGGUGCGAUGGGUCCAAGGGGUACACUUCCGUGGCCACAGGAUUCCACAAGAGCCCAGUGUCAAGUCCCAAACCCUAGAAUCUACCACGGCAGAUGUCUCCUGUCGGUUUUCCCUUGCAACAUCGUCUGACAGAGAGUAUAAAGGAAAGGAAGCUUCUUCUGCAGUGUACUCUGCUCUGGGCAAUGGAGAUAUUCCAUCUGUGAACUCUGGUGCAUCAUUGAGCUUACCGAGGAUAGCUUUAGCUGGUGCAAGGCCUGCUUUCUUCGCUCAAGUCAGAGGAAAUGAAGAAGGGAAACAGACAUUUUCUCUUUCUGGAAUUCAAAAAUGGGCAACAGAUGAUGCGCUUUGGGCACACAGAAUGAAGCGUCAAGCUGCUCUCUCCUGGCAGAAUGACCUGAAGAAGAAAUCUUUGCCUUUGACACAAAGCACUUGUUACAUUGGUAGAUUUGCUUGCUUAUGGAUUUCGAGGGUGAAAGAAUUUUCUGCUCCUAUGUACCUGAACAUUGAGUUCAUGUGCUGCGAACUGCAAAGGAUCAGCCAACACAUGGGUCUGACCGUCUGAGUACUCGUGGUUUAGGGGAGGGAGGCGAUUCAGGAGGUCCAUGUUGCAGCUACACAAAGGUAAGAAAUUCCUUUGCUGCUCUGUGUAGUGGAUUUCUGAUGCUACAUGUGACUAUGUCGAGUGAUUUUGUUAAUCUUAUAAACUUUGAAAGCAUAGUUUACAAUCUGUGGCAUGGUUUGGCUAUGAAUGUUUUAUCUCAGUUUCCUAUGAGAAGCCCUUUGACAGUGGUAUUUUCAUUAGGCAGGUUGUUUUGAUCUUGGAAUCUUUUUUUUUUCUACGAGUAGAUGAGUAAAUGGCUUGUUGCUUUCAGAAUAGCUGCUUGGGAAUUGUGGUGACAUACAUGUCAGGAUUGAAGGCUUGCACAUACCAUACCAAGGAUUUUAGUUCGCAAGUUGUGCCAUGAUAUUAGUUCGCAAAUUGUUCAUGCUUCCAGCUUCUAUUAGUUUUACACUUCUCUUUGUUUAUCCAGAUGAUAGAUAUUUGUGAUCUGUGUAGAAGAUUGAAUUGAUGUUUGUUUUCAUAUGCCUGUGCAUCAACAUUGCAUCCGUCCAAUUACAUGGUAUGUCCUGAACUCAGGAAUUUAGGAAGGGGUAUCACUGCAGUCAGCCAGUCAGGUGCAUCCAGGGUCUCCAUAUUCUUGUGACCAUACUUCAGAAGUUACCCCCUGCUAUGAAAUUGAUGAACCUUUUUCAUUGCUACAGCUUAUCUGCUUCAUCUUGUGAAGAAUUUUGGAAAGCAGAACUAAGCAAUGACACUGGGAGUUGCAGCAAUAAUAAGCUCAGUCAAUAGGUAAACUAGACAAAACACUCUUCAGUAGUUCUCAACAAUGUUAUGAGCUCAACUAUAUUUCAUAUUGUUGCUGCUCUGAAUUAUUUUUCCAUAACUCAAACCUAGGGAUAGUUAGGAUGUUUGCUUUGCCUGGUAGUGAAGGAUUGAUGCUGUCAUCAUCUUGGGCUCCUCAAUGUCGUCAAAGCAUGAAGUUAUGCCCAAGCCAAAUUUUGUUGUUAACCUCACAUUCAAAUGGCACUAUCAUUUUACUUCCUAUUGCAGAUGUGCUCUCUGAAUAUAUUGGCUAUUUUUUCUGGAAAGAAAAGAAAAACUAUGUGAAGCUAUUUUUGCAAGAGCUGUUGAGAAUUAGUAUUUGGUGGUGCCAUCAGCCACAACGAAAAACUUGAGUGCUGGCCUCCUAGCUUGGUUCGCUGAUGUCUUUGUAGGCAUGUCACAAGGCUCUCUUAUAAUGGUCAAUGAUCCACUGCCAGUAUAAAAAAGCUCCUGGUAUAACAGUAUAAUUGAUGCAAAUCGUGAUCACAUUGUGCAUACUCAAGAGUAAGGAUUGAACAUGUGUUGCUUGCAUACACUGUAGUCAAUUCAAUUGUAUAAUUUGGUGUUUCCAUUAAGCUUCCUUCUUUACAAAUUAUGUGUGCAUUAUACAUUGUAUGGUUCCAUAUAUCAAUAUAUGCAUAGUGAAGAAAUUUUACCUACACGCUA
Molecule: messenger RNA, 2713 nt
Organism: Panicum virgatum (switchgrass)
Lineage: Eukaryota; Viridiplantae; Streptophyta; Magnoliopsida; Poales; Poaceae
Product: 60S ribosomal protein L2, mitochondrial
Exons: 3
Coding region: 422-1225 (267 amino acids)
Biological process (GO): cytoplasmic translation
Cellular component (GO): ribosome
Molecular function (GO): structural constituent of ribosome; RNA binding
Source: RefSeq, a predicted model, not a curated record